Messenger RNA from Rotaria sp. Silwood1, 1167 nucleotides. NCBI's taxonomy places the organism in Eukaryota, Metazoa, Rotifera, Eurotatoria, Philodinida, Philodinidae. The record is from the annotation of a GenBank genome assembly.
AUGGUCGAUAAUACAACCACUCUUACACCAACUACAUCGGUUACUACUUUUUUGAAUAAUACAAGUUUUACAAUAACAACAGCAGCCUUAACAUCAAUUAUUUCAGCAAAUAAAAGUUCAUUUUAUGAAAAUUGUUUACAAAAAUAUUCUGCAUCAACAUGUAAAUUAGCUGAAUUUAUUCGUGUAUUAGCUUAUCUUCUUUUGGGUGUAUCGUUUCUUCCACAAAUAAUUCACUUGUUUAAUCAUGGUUCAAGAUAUAUCUCUGGUAUCAGUUAUAUGUGGAUAAUAAUACGUGUACUUGGUUUAGCUUCAUUAAUGGUUGCACAUGCAUUCAAUUGGUCAUUUAUAUUUGAAUUAGUUGCUAUGGUUUCAACAAUAGCUAUAUUUAUACAAAUUUUUAUGUAUGCCGAUAAUCUUCAUAGACAACAAAAAAUUAUAUUACUAGCUAGUAGUUUACUUACAUGGAUUAUUGGUGGUGGUAUUAUAUUAUUAUUAAGAAAAUAUGAAGAUUUUUUAAUUAUGACUGGUUAUUUAUUACUUUCAGUGCAUAUGUUACCUCAAAUUUUACUUAAUUCAUUACUACGAACAGCAAAAGCUUUAUCAAAAUUUUCAAUAUUAUUUUUGGCAAUGAGUGAUACACUUUUAUUUGCUAGUUUUUACACAGCUCAUGAACGCUAUUUUUAUUUAGUUACAUCUUAUUAUGGUUUUUCAUUUUUCUUGUUUAUUUAUCUUCAAAGUAUAGUUUAUGCCGAUUCGCAUAUUCAUUUAAUAUCUCGUUCGGCACAUACUGUUCUUACACCAGGUGUUGAUAUAUUUACUGGACUUGAUGCUAAUGGUGCACGUAGUUCAGGACAAGAUCCACAAAUGUUUUCAAUUGAUGAUUUAGAACCAGCUGAUGGUACAGAUGUUGUUUAUCAACCAGUUACAUCAAACAAACCAUCACAAUCGAUUGCUGAACAAACUCCGAUGAAGCGUGUUGUUUGGUAUGCAACAUUAGGAUCAAUUGCUGGUAUUGAAGUAGUUUUAACAAUAAUGUUGGUUAUGAGAGCUUGGUCUCCAUGGAUUAUAUUUGUACCUAUUUCUAUUCCUGCUUUAGUCGGUGUAUUCUUUUUAUUACGUACAAAAUUAAAUGUUCUACAAAUAGAACAUUUGAGAAAAAUUCUGUAA